Messenger RNA from Helobdella robusta, 483 nucleotides. RefSeq lists its product as hypothetical. Bases 1 to 483 code for a protein of 160 amino acids. The transcript has 3 exons. Lineage: Eukaryota; Metazoa; Annelida; Clitellata; Rhynchobdellida; Glossiphoniidae. The record is from RefSeq and is a predicted model, not a curated record.
AUGCCAAGUCGGCGUACAUCGAUCGCUCAAGACAGCCAAUCCAACUACAACUUGCCACAUCACUACAACAGCAGACGAGUUUCUCUGAGGCGAACAAGUUUGGCGCACAGUUUGAGGACAGAAUGGUCGCACAACCAGCAGAUGAUUGGCAGGACAUUGGUCAGGUACGAAAACACUUACAGGUUGGAACCUUGCAGGAAGCCGCAGUUCGCCACGGUGGAACAGAGUCUUAAAAAAUUUCUCGACGAUCGUCUAGCCAUCUUAUCCACUUCGACUGCAAACACAACAACAAGCGCACGAGCUGUCGACAACACGUGCGACAUCAACAGCAUGUUUGUGGCUAGGAGGCUGGCAGAUGAAGUCAGACAAUACGUUAAAAGUUUUGACUAUCCGAGGUAUAAAAUAAUUUGCUUCGUCGCAAUCGGUCAAGAUAUCGGACAGGGAAUUCAAAUUUUUUUGCUUAAUUUAGAAAAAGUUCAAUAA